Cladocopium goreaui is the source of this 1242-nucleotide messenger RNA. NCBI's taxonomy places the organism in Eukaryota, Dinophyceae, Suessiales, Symbiodiniaceae. The record is from the annotation of a GenBank genome assembly.
AUGUUCAGGUCUUGGGAGUACGUCGUUCAAGGCCAAUACGACCGCUUGGCUGAGCAGCCGGACUUUGCUCCAAAGCUGGUGUCCUGCUUCCCAGAGGAUGCAGUUGCAAGUGCUCGGAGCCGAGGUGUGGCCUUUGUUUGCACCCGCGGCCGAAGAGCUGAUGCUGGGGUGCCGAACCAGGACGACUUUGUUUUAGCAAGGCACUCCCUGGCCCAUGAUGGGCACAUCGCACUUUAUGGAGUCUUCGAUGGCCAUGGCCAAGCAGGACACCAUUGCGCUGCAUAUGCUCGCGGGGUUUUGCCGGAGAGCCUUUUUGGCCAAGGGUCAUUGAUUGCAGGGCCUGAAGAAGCUCUGCGAGUGGCCUUUGCUCAAGUACAGGAGGGACUGCUGCAGCAGGACUUUGACACCGAGACCAGUGGCACCACAGCCACUGUGGCAUUGGUUCUUCAUUUCCCUGUCUCAGAGGAAGACCCAGAAUUGCAGGGCGAGAGUUGGCUAUAUGUGGCCAACGUGGGAGACUCUCGUGCUGUUCUGGUCUCUCGAACGGGAGAAGACCGCUCAGAAAUCUCGGUCAACCGGCUGACGCGGGAUCACCGUCCAGACGACUUGGCAGAAGCGGAACGGAUCCAAUCCGAAGGCGGUGAGGUCCGCCGGCUGAGACCUGGGAGCGGCACCUCGCGCAUCUUUGCGCCAGGGUGCCAGUGGCCGGCUAUGGCCUUGUCCCGGUCAUUGGGCGCCUCCAUCGCUGGCACAUGUGGUGUCAGCUCAGAACCUGAGGUGGCAUCUGUCCGCAUCGCCAAUGGUGCUGACGAGCUUUUAGUGCUUGGCACUGACGGACGGAAGACUCUUCGAGUUCUGCAGCACCAAGGAGGUUGCAACCCGCUUGUGUCGGGCCCUCAGUACAUCUCAUCACUCGCUGCCCCGAAGUGGCACGGCUGUCGAGGUACCGAGGGUGUGUCAGAUGAAGUGCUCGAGGACAUGGUGAUGUGUGCUCUGUGGCCCGAAGGCGUUGGGCUAGGAGUCAGGGACCUGGAGCGGAGGACGUUUGAAGCAAGAUGGUCAAUUGGUGACAGUUGCGGUGAAGAUGGUUAUCUGAGAAAGGCCAUGCAGCAACCCUCAGUGAUGUUUCUCCAGCGAUUCUCAGGUUCUUACAAUGACACUGUGGAUGACAUCACGGCCAUCGCGGUCUGGUUCUCGGACCAGAGAAUUGAAAGCCGCUGGUGUAGGGAAUGCUUCACAUGA